This is a messenger RNA of Dichomitus squalens LYAD-421 SS1, 1070 nucleotides long. RefSeq lists its product as uncharacterized. NCBI's taxonomy places the organism in Eukaryota, Fungi, Basidiomycota, Agaricomycetes, Polyporales, Polyporaceae. The coding region runs from base 1 to 699 and encodes 232 amino acids. The transcript is spliced from 3 exons. The record is from RefSeq and is a predicted model, not a curated record.
AUGUGGUGGAAGGAGACCGUCGACUGGUUGAUGAGAGCCUACAAGAAAGAGUUCAACUGCUGCUUUGGCGAGGAGACGGCGGAGGAUUUUGCGACGCGUCAGAAAAUGCAACCGCGAGCCAAGCUUUCCCUCUUCCCACCCGAAGCCGAAGAGGAUCUUGAGUUGCGUGCGAUCGUGUUCAUCCCGUCGCUCUUGCUCCACAUUGCCCUUGUGUUCUUCACGGGGCUGCUCAUCCUCCUGUGGUCUCUUCAUCCCAAGGUGGCCGUUUCCGCGUCGGCGUUCGUCGGUGCACUCGUGGUCUUCCAACUCGUCGUGACGAUCUUGCCGACAAUCCGAUGGGACUGUUGUUACCGCUCCCCACAAGCGGUGGCUGUGUACAUCAUUUACAGCAUCGGCCGAAACGGUGUGAUCAGAAUGGUUCACGCCAGGGCCAGGUCGAUUCGUCGGCUCACCCGGUACCUGUUCCGCUCCCUCGCUACCUUGGAUCUGUGGGCCCGGAGGCUGGAGGAAACUCCAGGCUGGCGUGGGCGGGAACGGUCGGACAUCCCGCACGCGCCAAGGGAGCUCGACCAGAGUAUCGCUGUCAUGCCAUAUACUACCACACUAUCCACACAUUACCUCGAGACGUUGCACGUCGUUCUCUCGGACCUGCCGAGAGAGCAGAUUACGCUCUGCUUCGAGGACAUCUUCGGGGCGUGAGAGGGACAGUGGGGAAAGAGCGCGUGGCGGCACACGCACAGCGUCCGCAAGGAGUUCCUCGUCCGUCCGGUGUUGAUGGCUCUGAGACACUUGCUCGCCAGAGAUGUACGUUCAGUGGACGGCGCACUCGAAGUCUUUGUUGGAGCGCUUUCUUCCGAACGUGCCCUUCCCUGACGUGGAACUCUGCACCUCGACGUUCUCUCUGGUUGCAGGUGGACGUGGGGAUGUUGUCGAGCUGGCUCUGUCGAGACUCGAACACCAGCUUGCAAUGUACCAAGCGCGAGGCAUGCGGUUGUCGUACAGGGCGUGUCAAAAUGUGUUAACAGUGUACGAGCGGCGGGUUGAAGACGUGGACCUGGCAGAGCUUCGAG